This is a messenger RNA of Pelmatolapia mariae (spotted tilapia), 492 nucleotides long. RefSeq lists its product as uncharacterized. The record is from RefSeq and is a predicted model, not a curated record. Bases 1 to 492 code for a protein of 163 amino acids. The transcript has 4 exons. Lineage: Eukaryota; Metazoa; Chordata; Actinopteri; Cichliformes; Cichlidae.
AUGAAGAGGAGAUAUAGAACAUUUCUACCAAAUUCUCUGUCCUCGAGUCCCAAGAGAAAAGAACCUCCGAAGUUCAUCACUUCAUAUAGGCCUCCUGAUGCUCUGGAGACUGAACUGAUGUUUGUGAAGAUUGGAAAGUAUCAUUCUGGGACGUACAAGAACCCCAAACCUCACAACUUCAGACCACUUGAUGAGGAGCUUCCAGAUAUGAUAGCUGCACAUGAGAGAGAUCCUGGCAACUUGAAGUUAAAAUUAAAGCAUUUGGACACUUGUGACUCUGAGACAGAUUUUAGUUUCAGAGACACCAAGACACGGAUGGAUACCUAUAAACCUGCAGAGCCAAAAUGGGAUGCCCAACUCUUUCUCCCUCCACUGCCCUGGCCUCCAAAAUCAGCUUCCUACACUAGACACAAACGAAGAAGAGAAGCGUACAGUGCUUUCCUCGACCGUGUGGAAGAGAAACUUGGGAGAACCUGGAAAAAUAAACCGUGA